AGCACGAGGUGGUGCCGCGCCGUCAAGACCUCGCGCUCGACGCGGCCGGGCGCUCGGCUGGAGCUCCUGCCGGUUCGUUAAACCUCUCUGUUAAUUUUCCAGGCCCAGAGCAAGGGCAUUUCCCCGAGAGAGCCGACGGCGAGCGUGGGCACCCGCCCGCUGCGUUGCUUCGUCGGAGGUGGGCCUCUGCUGAGGCCGUUAAUGGUGCAGACAACUCGGGUAUUGGUGACUUACGUGUGCUGCGUGGUUCAGACCCGGUUGGCGAGGCCGUCUCUGGAGACCUUAUCCCCCGCCUUGCUUGCCUGUAAGACAAAUUUAUAGAUGGAGUCUGAGGGACUCGGAGCUGCCGGCCCAUCCUCAGGAAGGCGGCAGCUGGGGAGCAUGGUGCAGCAAUAAAUAGUGUCAAUGCCUGCGUAGACGUGGUUCUGUCUGGUGUGAAGUUGUUAGAGGCGCUUGGUCUUGAACCUGGGGAUGGAAAAAAUCAUGCAGUCUUGAACUCCAGACAGGACCUGAAAGAAGCCUUCGCUCACUUCAUGGAAAAAGGGGCAGCUGCCGAGCGCUUCUUCAGCAACGCCGAGUCUUUCCAUCACAUUGCACGGAUAGCUUCUGAGUACCCUGGUGCACAGCUUUACGUAGGAGGAAAUGCUGCUCUCAUUGGUCAGAAGCUUGCAACCAAUCCAGACCUGAAGAUCCUCCUUUGUGGCCCAGUUGGUCCUAAACUCCAUGAACUACUUGACGACAAUGUGGUUGUGCCACCUGAAUCCAUGCAAGAAAGAGAUGAAUUCCAUCUUAUCCUGGAGUAUCAAGCAGGUGAAGAGUGGGGACAAGUAAGAGCACCUAAUGCCAACCGCUUCAUCUUCUCCCAUGACCUAUCCAAUGGCGCCUUAAAUAUGCUGGAAGUGUUUGUGUCCAGCUUGGAUGAAUUUCAGCCAGAUCUUGUGGUACUUUCAGGACUUCACAUGAUGGAAGGCCAGAGCAAGGAGAUGCGACAGAGGCGACUUAUGGAGGCUGUGGCUUCCAUCUCUGAUAUCCCUACUGACAUUCCCAUACACCUGGAGUUGGCCAGUAUGACUGAUCAAGAUUUUAUGAGCAACAUUAUGCAUCAGCAGGUCUUUCCAUUGGUGAACUCCAUUGGGCUGAACGAACAGGAGCUGCUGUUCCUCACGCAGUCUGCCUCCGGUCCCCACGCCUCCCUCGCUUCCUGGAGCGGAGUUCCCGACGUGGGUGUAGUCAGCGACAUCCUCUUCUGGAUCCUGAAGGAGCACGGAAAGACCACAGAGCGGGCCUCUGAUCUCACGCGGAUCCACUUCCACACCCUGGCCUACCAUAUCCUUGUGACAGUGGAUGGGUACUGGGGCAACCAGGUUGCUGCUGUGGCUGCCGGAGCUAGAGCAGCAGGGACUCAGGCCUGUGCGACUGAAACUAUCGAUACCAGCAAAGUCUUUCUUAAAGCUCCUUUGGAGUUUGUGACCUCCCAGAUAGAGGCACCUUCCAAAAUCUCUUUAAAUCCAGAUGAGCCAGUGGUGCAUUGGCACAGAGAAGGCAUCUCAUUCCAUUUCACUCCCGUUUUGGUGUGUAAAGAUCCUGUCCGGACCGUGGGACUUGGGGAUGCUAUUUCAGCUGAAGGACUGCUAUACUCAGAAGUAUAUCCUCAAUAGAAGACCAAGACCCUCCUUUUUCUCCAAUACUGUAUGGUGUCUGAGGAACCAUGGUGUUCUCAUUAGGAUUUCAGCCAGUGGUGAAAAGGAAUAGGAACAGAAUCGGGGUGUGGUGUGUUUUCUGGAUAUAACUGAAAAAGAGCCAAAGAAUAAUUCCAGGUAUAAACUGUCAGAUACAUUCCAGUCACUUGGCAGCGACUCGAACACUUCACACUUAGGAGCAGAUGUUUUAGUAUUUAAUGUGAAAAUUGGCUUUGCUUUGUCUUAAGCAUGCAGGGAGGGAAACGAAUAUCAAAAUCCCAGUUUGGCGUUGGCUUGCUGUUUGUAACUCUGAACGGGUCUUGCCUGUUAGUGCUGGGAAGUACAGCAGCCAGGAGAAUUUCCUGAGUGUGGAUCCCAGGGAGAGCGUAGCAGCGCUCAGCCCUGUCUUGCCUCUGAUAUAAAUUAAAAAUAAAAGGCUCUUGCAUUAUCUCCUCACAGCACAUUGCUACGUGGCAAGAGCAAACCUUCCGCUUACUUGGUGUGAUGAUGAAAUCCUUUACUGAUGAAAUGACCUCUCAGCCUUGGUGUCCCCAGCAUUGGAAGGAGCCAGAGUCCCGAAAUGUGAUGCGCACUGUACCUACUCCUUAAAUGCACAGAGAAAACCUGACUCAAGGCUGCGUAGAUUAUUUUGGGUAUCUGUUGCCUCUGUGACUAACGGUAUUCAACUGAGCCCUAGUAGCCCGGACUUAAGUUUUUGGGCAACUAGAAGUGAAGAUAAUCAGGGUUUAUAGUGGGGGAGACAGCUUUAUCUUCUUGCUAGGUAAACCACAAAACGUUACCUGUGUUUGCUGUACACUAAAUACCAAGAGUUCCAGCCAGGGGGACUCACAGCUGGUGUUCUUUGCUAACAGUGGGUGCUUAUAUUUGGUAUUUUACAGAAAAGCUAUUGAGUGCCUGAGACUAAUUUUUUUGUUGUUGUUGUUUGAGAACGGUUGUGCAAUUUUCUCCAGUUUCCCUGCCUUCCAUUCAGAAGGCUUAAUAAAUUAGGGAAGGUGCUUCCGGAGGCUUAAAAGCUGCAACAGCAUUUUCCAGGUAAGACUGAAGCAAGGAGGGUUUUUUCAGGGUUUGGUUUUGGUUUUUUUCUCUUUGACUAGAAACUUUGAUAGUUUCUUUGCUCUGGACAGCCUUUGAAAUUAAAAAAGUAGAACCAUGUGUCCUUGUUAAAUACUUUGCUUAUAUUUUUUCCUCUUCGUAGUAGCACACUAUGGAUUGCAUAGCACCAACAUUUUAUUUCAUCUCUUUCCAGCCUGGUUUUGUCUCUUGUCUGCUUCCAGGAACUUCAAGUGUAUUUGCAUAGCUAUCAUACACACUUUUUUCAGUAUAACUGGAUUAAAUGCAAUCAGCAUGUCUAUGCAAGCUUGUGCUAUACCAGAAUCUGUAGCAGGUUGCUUUAGGUCAGUCUUUGCGUCUGAAUGGAGGGGAGGAGAGUCUGUGUCACUUAGGCUGGAGUAAUCUCUUUCAGUAACACUGUCAUAUUGCUGUCAGUGAUGUUCUCCUGUUGGAAAAUGCCAUCGUGAAUGCUCUGUAAGGAUAAAAAUUGACAGCUGUUGUAACUUGUACUGACUUAGCACACAAUGCUGUCUGUCAAUGUAUAUUUAACUUCUGCUUUCCCUCUGGGCGAGGACUUCUGUGUUGUACCAGAGGAGAAAUACAGUCAGAGCUAUGUUUUCCUGCAGCUUAUCCCAUCCUGAUCUUCUGUUGAGUCUCAGCGUUUUAUCUCGGUGCGGGAUCUUCUUAAGACUGGAAGUAUUUCUAUCCAGAUUAUUUUUUUUUUAUUAUUACUGAUAAAUUGUAGCAUGGGCUUUGGAGUUCUGGUUUAGUCUUCCUACAGAAAAAAUAAAUAAAAAAAUUCUCCUUUCAGCCAUCUGAAAGGUCUGAGGCCAUUAGCAGGGUUAUUUUGCAAUCUUUGAUCACAGCCUUCUGGCACACCACCCCUAGGACCACCAAAGGCCACACAUCCUGCCAGCUGGAGAACUAAUCCUUUGCUUAACACUAGGUCCCACUUUCCUGACAUUGAGCCAAGCUGUGUGGAUUACUCGAGCUGGAAACAAAACAAAACUAAAUACAUACAAGCUGUCACCAGCAACGGUCCUGCUGCUGUAUUUCAUUUCUCUCUUCCAAAAACAUUUGCAGGGAUGCGAGGCUGAUUGGACCGGCAUUGCCUUAUGGCCACUUAAAAUCACGUAACUGCACUAACAGAACUUGUCCAAGGGUAAGUUACGCUUGUAUUUAACCAGAGUGUUACAGGCCUAAAUUAUUUCUCUCUUUUUUUAAAACUACUUUGAAUAAAUAACUGCUGUAAACAAGUAUGAAAAAGGGGUUUAUUGCUUAGAAUUCAUCUGGGCCUAAAAGCUAAACUCUAACGACUAAGUCCUCCUUCCUGCUGCUCCUGUUUUCUCACCAGGUAGUAUUUCUUCUUUGGCCUGUUGUGGGUGCGCUGUGAAUGCCUGGCACCGUGAGUCACUUCUCAAAUGACAGUAGCUUGUGAUGGCUAGGCUGCUGCUCUAUCUAUGUAUCUGCUUUCAUCAGGCAUAUAGAGCUUGCCUGGUCACCAAAUUCAUUUACCAAGGAUAAUUCUUAACAAGCUUGACCUGUUAAUCAGAUAUGCCGUUGGUAUCCCUGAUUAAAUUUUGAAACAAUCUAUAUGAUAAUAAAACUGAAUUGAAUGGUGGGACCUGGCAGCCUGUCUUCACUUCAUGUUUCACAUGCUGUGAACACGAUGCCCUUAACUUCCCUCUGCCUUCCCAACUUAAUUACAGUAAGGGUUGCAGAGUCUCUUGAAAUCCUUCUCCUGCACAUGUAGGCUGUCUCACACCUCUGCACAGCUACAAUAGCGACAACAAAGAAAAGCUGCUUUGUCUUUAACAGACUUUGCUGAACAACAGAAAUGGAAACAGCUAGUGGGGUUUUUUUGGUCUGUGUAAGGGGAAAAAAAAAAAACCUAGUGACAUUUCUAUUGAUUGUGGGUUUUGUUGUUUGGUUGGUUUGGGAUGGUUUUGUAAAAUACAAAAGUCCUUGGUAGGUGAGAGAUUUUUAAACAAAUUUAUCUAAUGGAUUAUAAAAAUCCAGGUCUCCCUUCACCGUGAAGAAACAGAAAAGUUGCAGAAAUACCAAGGCUUCAAAACCAGGCUUGAACAGAUCUCUGCUUUCCCCUGAUCCUCUCUGUCUCUACAAAUUCUGUUUGUUCUGUUGUGUUACCCAUACCUUGAAAUCCACAGUGAUGGAUGACUCAAACCUCAGCUAGUCUCGUACUCCCAAGCAGAAGGGUUUCCACUGGAAAUGUUUAUUCACACAUAGUUUCCUGAAGAUGCAAUAGAUGAGCUCAUCAUUGUGACAGUAAGCUGGUGACUCUCUAGAUGGUAAAACUUGUGCACGCUGGUAUUUCCACUUCUGUAUGCCUGUAGCCUGUGCAGCCACAUUGGUUUUGGUUUUUUUUGUCUUGCCCUUGAUCAGAAAUGAGCAAUGCUUUGUAUCUUUUCUGUGCGUGUUGCUUACUGAAAGUCUAGUGGUGGAUUACUUUAGACGUGUGAAUCGCAGGAGGCUGGCAGACUUUGAAAGGACACGUUCCUUCUCUGCCAUACCCGUGGUGAUGUGUGAUUGCUACCUGGCCAUGGAAGAGCCAAUCCCAAAUGCAACUCUUUCCAGCUUAAAGGCUCUUUUUUUUUUUUUUUUUUUUUUUUUUUUCUCCAUGGGAUUGUCAACAGCAUUGCUAUGGAAUUACUUGAUUUUCUUUACUUGGUUAUCUCCUGUUGUGAUAUGUGAGAUCCAGUUAAGUUUGCUUUUUUUCUCAACUUCCUUUUUACAGAACUGGUGCUGAAAUUUUCUUCCUUAGCCUUUAUGCGUUGCCUCUAGCAAAGACCUCAUCAGCUGCUUUGACCCAUGUUAGAUAUUGCUUUAGAGCCUGACUCCACUUCGCAGCUACUGGAAUCCAAAGCUGGGAUAGCAGCAGAGCACUAGAUCCAUGCCAAAACCUAAUGGAAAACCGUCAGCAGUGUGUAUGUAUUUGCCAUCAGUUAUCUUCCGCCCAGUUUGUUUUAAGACAAGGUAUCCUAAGGUAGGGGUUGCUCUUUGUAGCCACCUUUGUAGUACACCUCCCAACGACAACAGCAGAAUUAAAGAAUAGAUUUUUAAACUGUGAAAUCUGCUGAUGCUACUUGUGGUUGACUUUUUUUUUUUUUUUUUUAAUGCUGUAAUGAUGUACUGAAUUACCAGGCAUUAUGUGCCACAGGGUGACCUUUCCAGCUCUGUCCUGAUAAAAAAAGUUAAAAUGAAUACCGGGAUAGUUUUUGCGAGAAUGGUACAAGGCACCAUAACGCUUUCCAGUUACCCUAAAAGUAACCUCUGUGCUGCUGGGCUCUUUUUUGGAGCUUGCAGCUUAGGUGAAAGCUGAUGCUGUUGUCAGCGAACGAGCAGCUAAACUGUCUGCAUUGAUACGUGGUACUGGCUGCUGAUACACGUGCUUGGAGCAAUCUGUUCUGAAGCAGUGCUGUCAAAUACUUCUGUCACACAGUGCGCUGCGUUGCUAUUUCUGGUGUAAGGAAACUCAUCAAGUUUUUGAGUACAUUUGGAAGAACAGUAGAAAAACAGAGGAAAAUACAGAAUUUAUAUUUUCAUGGCUUCAGUUGGAUUGUUCUUAUGUCCUGCAUUAUAUCAGUACUUAAAUGGGAAUGUUUGUUUCAAGCCCUAUUAAUUGUGCUCUUCUCUAGUGCCAUUAAUAUUUUGGUAAAAGCAUACCGUUAAGUUUUAAACCUGUGAUCAUACCAAAGUGGUAGUCUCACCUUUAAAAAAAAAAAAAAAAAAAUUGUAUAGACUCAUUGGUUAAAACCAGCUAGAACAGAUGCCACAACAAAGAGUGUCUCACAUUCUUCAUUCAAGCACUAAUGAGGUUACUAGAGAGAGAAAUGAGAACAUUAAAGGUUGUCUUUGCUCUUUGGUUUUAAAGUUUGAAUGAUGAGGGGCAGAGGAAAUCUAUUUGCAACAAGUUCUUUUGUGUAGCAUAUCCCUUGGCCUGCUCUCAUCACUCCUGUCUGCCUUCUGCUUCAGCAAUACUGGGUCUGAUUAAACUCUUUAGUAAAACUUGAUCUUAGAGCCAGAAAUGAUUGUUCUCCUGUCUGUUCAGAGAUGUCAGAUGAAGUUUUCUUUCAUAACAGAUUGAGCAGUUUCUUGUGUAAUAUCUCAGGUGGAUCCUAAGCACCAACCAGGCUGAAUUCUCAGGGAGUUAUUGAUCCACACUCUUGUGGGAGGAUGUUCUCUCAGCAAAGGAAACAAAUGCAGGGUGGAAAUAGCAUGCAUGGCCGUUACCUUCUGUGCCGGAAGCACGGAAAGGCAUCUGUUCCAAACAGCUCGCUGUCACUUUCAAAACCGAGCCUGGUAUCGGCUGUUGCUGAGAUCUCAUAGCAGCUGAAGAAUACAGAUGCUAGCAGCUAAGGGGCAAUGAUCUCAUUAAAAUGCAACUGGGGGACACACAAAAAAAAUAUCCUGAAAACCUUCCCUAUGAAUUUCUCAGGAAAGCUGCUCCUUAGUCAGUGCAGCCUGGGUAAAACUGGGUUUAAAUCUCACCUGUAUCUUUCAUUCAGAACCACUGCAGCAAACACUGGUUUUUUGCAGUUUGGUUUGAGAGAGUGGUAAAGCUUUCCCUGUAGCAGAACUGUGUUUUCUAUUAUAUAAAACAGUCUUGCCAGAUGAACUACUUGUUGUAAUAGGCGCUCUUUUUAUCAUGCAUUCAUGUAUGAAGCUUAUUAUUUUAGUAAAGUUUGGUUUUCUUCAUUCAGCACUGAGGCUUGCCUGUCUCUGUAGAAGAGGCUUGGCCAACUGCAACCCGCUUCCCCGCGGGGAAGUCCAAAUUUUUAACAUCUUGCACAAGAACAGGGUGUUGAGUAGGACCCAAGGUCCACCUUGCUCAAUAUUGCCUGGCAGUGACCACAACUGGGCAAACAAGAUCACAUACAGGAGCAUGGCAAGUAUACACUAAUACUGCCCAGUUGUCUCAGGGACCUCAAAACCAGAGUUGUUUGGGUUGAAUACAUGUUGCUGGAUGGAUAGAUCAUUACUCUUGGCUGAAACAAGGUCUUGCUGCCCAGGCAUUGCUGUUUGAGUGUCUUCUAGUUUGUUUCCUGUGAGGAAGUCAAGCUGCAGUCUACCUUGUAAGCUGUAUGAUUUAACCUGGUUAACGAUACACAUUUUUCUAAAAAGGGGGAAAAAAAGUCCUAAAGCAGAUGGUUUCUACUUCCCUAGAAAUUAAGCUCACUAUUCUUUUCCAUCUUAAAAUUUCAAUUAUGGGGGGAAAAGAGAAUUUUAUAAUUAUGGCUGAUGGCAGAAACAGGUUUUGGAACAUAAGGUGUGAUUUCCAGAAUCCCUAAAUGACUUAGUACAGCCCUGCUGAAAAAUCCCUUGUUUAAUUCCAGCCGAAAGAACAGUCCAGCCUCAUUCGCAUCAUUAGAUAGCAAAAAAAAAAAAAAGCUCUCCGUAAAGAUACUAUGAAUUUACUGUAUGCAAAUGCCAUUGUCACAAUACCCAGGGGGAGGAGAGGGGACAGGACAAGGAAUUGCAGUUCUAUUUAUUAUCCAACUGUAAUUACAUAUUUAAAAACGCUUCCUUAGACAUGAAGCUCCCUUCUGCUCUGUUCAAAUCCAGAAAGUAGCAAGGUGCUGCUGCUCCUUUUCUUCAAAGGAGAAUUGGUUAAUCGUCUGCAUAAGCUUUUCACCAAAAUAUAUAUUUAUUCUAAAUACCUUUACAGUACCUCCAAAUGUAGUAUACCCUGUGUACUAACAUGUAACAUUUACCCCAUAAAAGCAUCCUAACAGCCAAGAAGGUAAUGGGUUGCACCAGUGGGACUGGGUGAGAGAAGAGAGAUCAUUGUUCCUUGUGUCUCUGGUGGGCUGUAAGUUGAGAACAGCAGUGGGACGAGGGCUGCUCCCAUCUAUUGAAUAUAGCAAAUGAGUUUGAUAAUGCUACAGUCUUUUUUUACAACAAGCAGAAGGCAGGGGAAAGCAGCUAGUAAAAACAAAACAAAGGGUCAUAAGCAGCUGGAGGGAAAAAUCUUCCUGAUUAGCAAUGCUGGUGCUCAGCUACCUGUAACCACGUUGUUCCGGUCACUGUUCCUUGUAUUGGAGCUUCCAUGGCUUGAAAUGAAAGCCUUUGUGAUAAGACUAAAAGAUUGCACCAGUCAAUUGCUAUCGGAAAAAACUGUCUUGAGCUAAAGUUUUGGGGGUGAGGUAAAGAGUUCCCAUACCCUACCUACCCUUGCUCUGCAAUCUUACACUCUUCUUCACAGGCACUCUGUUACGCUGCAGUAACUUUCAGUGUAAAAAGUUUAAUGUGAAUAAAAAAAUCGCUGCACUGUACCUGA
Molecule: messenger RNA, 9048 nt
Organism: Aquila chrysaetos chrysaetos
Lineage: Eukaryota; Metazoa; Chordata; Aves; Accipitriformes; Accipitridae
Gene: ADPGK
Product: ADP dependent glucokinase
Exons: 7
Coding region: 534-1658 (374 amino acids)
Biological process (GO): glucose metabolic process
Cellular component (GO): endoplasmic reticulum
Molecular function (GO): ADP-specific glucokinase activity
Source: RefSeq, a predicted model, not a curated record